Molecule: messenger RNA, 2777 nt
Organism: Arabidopsis arenosa
Lineage: Eukaryota; Viridiplantae; Streptophyta; Magnoliopsida; Brassicales; Brassicaceae
Source: the annotation of a GenBank genome assembly
CCUUCGUUUCUGUGCAAGGACAUGAACGAUGAACAAAGGCGGUGGUUCCGGUGGAGGAAGCGGACCGACGGCCGCCGCAGCCGCUGCUGCCUUACAGAAACAAAAGGCGUUGAUGCAGAGGGUAGAGACUGACAUCACAUCUGUCGUCGAUAACUUCACUCAAAUCGUCAAUGUCGCAAGGGUGAGUGAUCCACCAAUGAAGAACUCUCAGGAAGCAUACAUGAUGGAGAUGCGAGCUUCAAGAUUGGUUCAAGCAGCUGAUUCUCUUUUGAAACUUGUAUCCGAACUGAAGCAAACCGCGAUUUUUUCAGGAUUUGCAUCACUAAACGAUCAUGUAGAACAAAGAAUUGCAGAGUUUGAUCAAGAGGCCGAGAAGACGAAUCGAUUGUUGGCUAGAAUUGCUGAUGAUGCAUCUGCUAGUCUUAAAGAGCUUGAGACACUAUUGAUCAAGCCGGCGAUGUUAUUGAAACCCGGAAACAAGCUUGUCUCGCCGGAGACGAGUCAUCAUUGUGACUCUGCCUCAAACUCAUCAAACCAUAAAUAUCAACAACAAAAACCGCGUAAAGAUAAGCAGAAGCAAAUUGAGCAAAACACAAAGAAGAUUGAAGAACAUCUAAUAAAAACAGAGCCGACUCUGUUAAUCAGCAAUCACAACAUUAACAUGAGCUCGCAAAGCAACAACAGCGAAAGCACAUCUUCUAAUAAUUCCUCUAAGCCUCACACAGGAGGAGAUAUUAGGUGGGAUGCAGUGAAUUCUUUGAAAUCUAGAGGAAUCAAGCUUGGAAUAAGCGAUUUUCGUGUUUUGAAACGGCUAGGGUACGGAGAUAUCGGAAGUGUUUAUCUUGUUGAACUCAAAGGGGCAAAUCCAACUACAUAUUUUGCGAUGAAAGUAAUGGAUAAGGCUUCUCUUGUGAGCAGGAACAAGCUGUUGAGAGCUCAGACGGAGAGAGAGAUCUUGUCUCAGCUUGAUCAUCCUUUCUUGCCUACUCUUUACUCUCACUUCGAAACUGAUAAAUUCUAUUGCUUGGUCAUGGAGUUUUGUAGCGGUGGCAAUCUCUAUUCCUUGAGACAGAAGCAACCUAACAAGUGUUUCACAGAAGACGCUGCAAGGUUCUUUGCAUCAGAAGUGUUAUUAGCGUUGGAGUAUUUACACAUGCUCGGAAUCGUAUACCGAGAUUUAAAGCCAGAGAACGUACUGGUUCGAGACGACGGUCACAUUAUGCUCUCCGAUUUCGAUUUAUCCCUCCGAUGUUCAGUCAAUCCAACUCUUGUCAAAUCUUUCAACGGCGGCGGAACCACCGGAAUCAUUGACGACAAUGCGGCGGUCCAAGGAUGUUACCAACCAUCCACAUUCUUCCCACGAAUGCUCCAAUCAUCGAAGAAAAACCGUAAAUCCAAAUCCGAUUUCGAUGGAUCAUUACCAGAACUCAUGGCAGAGCCGACAAACGUGAAAUCAAUGUCGUUUGUUGGAACACACGAGUAUUUAGCGCCGGAGAUUAUCAAAAACGAAGGUCACGGAAGCGCCGUCGAUUGGUGGACGUUUGGGAUUUUCAUCUACGAGCUUCUUCAUGGAGCAACGCCAUUUAAAGGACAAGGAAACAAAGCGACGCUUUAUAAUGUAAUCGGACAACCUCUGAGAUUCCCGGAAUAUUCUCAGGUUAGCUCGACGGCGAAGGAUUUGAUCAAAGGUUUGUUGGUAAAAGAGCCGCAAAACAGAAUUGCGUAUAAGCGAGGCGCGACAGAGAUCAAGCAACAUCCAUUUUUUGAAGGUGUGAAUUGGGCGUUGAUUCGUGGAGAAACGCCGCCGCAUUUGCCGGGGCCGGUAGAUUUCUCGUGUUAUGUGAAGAAGGAGAAGGAGUCUUUGCCGGCGGCAGCAACCGAAAAGAAGAGCAAAAUGUGUGAUGAAACUAAGAGCGUGCAACGAAACCCUUGUCCCAGAAUUCGACGUUCUCGUGUAGCUGCUUUUAGCUCGUCUCCUUCGCAUUCACGAGAUUUUCCAAUUCGAGGACUAGAGGAUGUUUUUGUUGGUUAUCUAUUUGGGAGGAAGAAGGCAACAGAAGUAGCUCAUGUUGUGUGGGAGCAGGUAAUCCAAAAGGGGGAUAUGGUCAUUGAUGCUACAUGUGGAAACGGGAACGAUACUUUAGCAAUGUUGAAGAUGGUUAUGAAUGAUUCUGUUGGUUGUGGUGGCUAUGUCUAUGCUAUGGACAUUCAAAAAGAUGCCAUUGAGAGCACUUCAUCUUUGCUGGAUCAAGCCGUUGGUUCAAAAGAGAAGGAAUGCGUCAAACUUUUUAACAUCUGUCAUAGUAGAAUGGAAGAGAUUGUCCCUGAAAACUCCCGUGUGAGGAUGGUUGCAUUCAAUCUGGGGUAUCUUCCAGGGGGCAACAAGUCGAUAAUCACUGUCUCGGAUACAACAUUAUCGGCAUUGAAGGCUGCUGAGAGAAUCUUAAUGCCUGGUGGCCUCAUCAGCUUGGUGGUUUACAUUGGCCAUCCUGGUGGAAGAGAAGAGUUAGAAGUGGUUGAAGCUUUUGGGUCGAGUUUACCUGUAAGUGAUUGGGUCUGCUGCAAAUUCCAAAUGUUGAACCGACCGUUAGCUCCAGUUCUUGUUUUCAUGUUCAAGAGAGAAAACUGAAAAGUGAUUUACUCUGAUCCACAGAAGCUUUGUUGUAUGCAUCUGCCUUACCAUUCACUUGUUGUACAUGAUAUACACAGUAUGCUCUUUUUGCUUAAUCUGAGAGAUUAUUUUGUAACUAUAUCAUUGAUAAAAUAACAAAAUCUGU